Messenger RNA from Scheffersomyces amazonensis, 1363 nucleotides. RefSeq lists its product as uncharacterized. The transcript has a single exon. Lineage: Eukaryota; Fungi; Ascomycota; Pichiomycetes; Serinales; Debaryomycetaceae. The record is from RefSeq and is a predicted model, not a curated record. The coding region runs from base 374 to 1294 and encodes 306 amino acids.
UUACGGUUAUAAUUGUUAUAAUUGUUAUUGUUGCUAUUAUAGUUAUUAUUUAUCAUGACAUAUUCGUUCAUUGAUCGGUCCUUCUUUCGUUAAUACAACUAUAACCCAAUCUUUCUAUUUCUUAUCUCGUGUGUAUUUGUUUAUAAUUAGUAACUUCAAAAAGCGCGUUUCGGUGACACCCAAGCCUCACAAGUCACGAGGCAAACAUCCAAACAUCCAAAACAUCACAAACGUAAUACAAGCAUCAACAUCAUCAGAAAUGUAAACAUAACCUAGUAAAGUUAAUCAUUCCUUUAAUCAGGUGACAAAUUGAGGGUGAACCAGAAACACUCAUAUAUAAUUUAUAUAACAGCAGUAAUAUGACGAUAUAGCGAUGAAUAGACUUAAAUUAGAACUGUCGUCAAGACACUCUAUACCAUCAACUAACCCAUUAUCGUCAUCAUUUAAUUUGGGUGACCCAUUACCAUUACCAUAUAAGAUAAUUAAUAAUCCGAAACGACAUAAUCGAAAUAGAAGUAUUUAUAAUGAUAAAGACAAUAGCUUUAAAAUAAAAACUGAUAAUGAGAAAAUACGACGAAUUUAUGCUUUACAUAAACAACCAUUAGAUGGAAAUACUGAAUCAUAUGAUGAAGAAGAUGAUGACGGAGGACAAGAAGGAGAGAAGGGCUCAAUUCAAGAUGAAGUAGAGGAUGAUACCACUGCUGUUGAUUCACGAAGGGUUAAUAAUCAUAUAUUGAAAACAAGGAAUUUCAAGAGUUAUCCUAUCAGAAUCCCAAAAUCAAGAUCGCAGUUGCAAUCUCAAAGACAAUCAUCAGCAGGAUCAGCAGGUUCAUAUAUUUUAAGUGAUAAUGUAUUGAGAGAUAAUGGUACUGAUGAUAUAUAUGAUAAUGAUAACGACAAUGAGAACGCCAUUCUUAAUCUUCAAGAAUUAGUACGAUCAGUCGACGAUGAAGAUCAGUUGCGAAUCAUUAAAAAUGAAUUUGAUGAAUUGAUUAAUCAAAGACAAAUUCAAUUAGAAAGGCAAUUGCAACUUCAGCAGCGAGAGGAGGAAACCUUAGCGCAACAGAAGCAACAGGAAAAGAAUAUAUUUGAAGAAUUAGAACGACUUCAACAAGCAGAAGUUCAACAUAAGACCUUCUCCUCACUUUCAAAAUUUAAUCAAACUCCAAAUCAUCGUUUUCCUAUCAGUAUUAUUGUUAUAGCCGUAAGCGUCACAGUUCCAAUAUUAACUUUUUUGUUAACUUCAUAUUUACUUUCAGACUUGAAUUAUGAUUAUUGUUAUUUCUUUUGCUGAAUUCUUUUAGCACACUGUAUUAUUAUAUUUGUACUUUUAAAUUUUAUAUUUAGUUAAUGAAUAAUUAAA